AUGACCCCGCUUCCCGCAGGCAACGGCACCGUCCCUAAUUGCAGCUGGGCCGCCGUUCUGAGCCGGCAGUGGGCGGUGGGAGCCGCGCUGAGCAUCACCAUUCUGGUCAUCGUGGCCGGCAACCUGCUGGUCAUCGUGGCCAUCGCCAAGACGCCGCGGCUGCAGACCAUGACCAACGUCUUUGUCACCUCGUUGGCCUGCGCCGACCUGGUCAUGGGCUUGCUGGUGGUGCCACCGGGGGCCACCAUCCUGCUGAGCGGCCACUGGCCCUACGGGACGGUGGUGUGUGAGCUGUGGACCUCUCUGGACGUGCUGUGUGUGACGGCGAGCAUCGAGACGCUGUGCGCCAUCGCCGUGGAUCGCUACCUGGCCAUCACGGCACCGCUGCAGUACGAGGCGCUGGUGACCAAGGGCAGAGCGUGGGCUGUGGUGUGCAUGGUGUGGGCCAUCUCUGCCUUCAUCUCCUUCCUGCCCAUCAUGAACCACUGGUGGCGGGACGGGGCGGACGAGCAGGCGGUGCGCUGUUACGAUGAUCCACGCUGCUGUGACUUUGUCACCAACAUGACCUACGCCAUCGUCUCCUCCACCGUCUCCUUCUACGUGCCGCUGCUCGUCAUGAUCUUCGUCUACGUCCGUGUCUUUGCUGUGGCCACACGCCACGUCCAGCUCAUCGGCAAGGACAAGGUGAGGUUCCUGCAGGAGAACCCCAGCCUCAGCUCCAGGGGAGGGCGGUGGCGUCGGCCCUCCCGCCUGUUGGCCAUCAAGGAGCACAAGGCGCUCAAGACCUUGGGCAUCAUCAUGGGCACCUUCACGCUCUGCUGGCUGCCCUUCUUCGUGGCCAACAUCAUCAAGGUGUUCUGCCGGCCUCUGGUGCCCGACCAGCUGUUCCUCUUCCUCAAUUGGUUGGGCUACGUCAACUCAGCCUUCAAUCCCAUCAUCUACUGCCGCAGCCCCGACUUCAGGAGCGCUUUCCGCAAGCUGCUUUGCUGCCCACGCCGCGCCGACCGCCGGCUGCACGCUGCCCCACAGGACCCACAGCACUGCUCCUGUGCCUUCAGCCCCCGGGGGGACCCGGUGGAGGACGGCAAGGCUGUGGACCCCGGGCAGCUCAGGGAGGACAGCGAGGUGCAGGGGAGCAGCAGGAGGGAGGAGAAUGCCUCAUCCCAUGCUGGUGGCCACCAGCAGCGGCCUCUGGGCGAGUGCUGGCUGCAGGGCAUGCAGAGCAGGCUGUGCGAGCAGCUGGAUGAGUUCACCAGCAGAGAGAUGCCGGCAGGUCCCUCGGUCUGA
Centrocercus urophasianus (Greater sage-grouse) is the source of this 1287-nucleotide messenger RNA. It is a transcript of the gene ADRB3, whose product is annotated as adrenoceptor beta 3. The record is from RefSeq and is a predicted model, not a curated record. The transcript is spliced from 2 exons. Bases 1 to 1287 code for a protein of 428 amino acids. Gene Ontology annotation, cellular component: membrane. Gene Ontology annotation, biological process: adenylate cyclase-activating adrenergic receptor signaling pathway; norepinephrine-epinephrine-mediated vasodilation involved in regulation of systemic arterial blood pressure; positive regulation of heart contraction. Gene Ontology annotation, molecular function: beta1-adrenergic receptor activity; beta3-adrenergic receptor activity; norepinephrine binding. Lineage: Eukaryota; Metazoa; Chordata; Aves; Galliformes; Phasianidae.